CGUUUAUCCGCGCGUUUGCUUCGGCUGCAUUUUGCCAGGGUCGAGUAGCGUACUCCAGGUACCUACUGCGACACGCAUUGUGAAUUUGUGAUACCAUCAGAUCAGAUCAACAAACACCCGAAUCGCGUCUUCCCAGGGCCCGCAGCAGCAGCAACGAACGACAACAAAGGUAACCACAGAGCAACCACAGAGCAACCACAGCGCCAUGCGUCCGCGCAAAGUUCCCCUAACCUCGCUAUCGCACUCCCUCGUAGUUCCGCACACACGGGAGACACGGCGACUAUUCACGCGGCUGAGCAAGGUCUCGCUCCUCGCGCUGGCCAAGCGCUGGCUGGACCCCGAGCACGUCAAGCAUUUCUCGCCCAACCUUGUUCUUCCGCCGCCAGACGACGAGGAGGAGCUCUCGCUCGAAGAGGCGCAAGAGGUCUAUGCGGAUUUCGAGAAAGAGAAUGCAAUACGUGCGAAGGAUGUCGCCGAACGAAUGCUGGAAAUGGAGUGGCGCGAUGGUGCUACGCUCCUCGCGAUUGCCGAGCUGGAGUGGCAGUACCUGAUCGAUCACCCCUCCUCGAGCAAAUGGCAAUCCUUCCUGCUGUCACCGCUGAGCACCUCUCACACACCUCUCCGCCCACGAUUCUAUACGCCGACCUUCCUAUCCACCCUCCAAUCCUCCCUGAAACCCCUGCAAACCGCCCACUUCUUCUCCGCCUUGCACCCGUCUCUCCUCUCCCUCACCGUCCUGCGCAUCUCGCUGCACUCCCCAUACACCCCCCCCUCCUACCCCCCCACCAAGCGUUCCAGUUCCAUCUUCUUCCUCGCCUUCCCCUCGGGCAGCGACCAUGUCUUCACAACGCUGGGGGCCAGCAACACCGAUGGUCUGCGCGACAGCGUGCUGGCAGCGAUCGCGCACGCCGUCUCGCGCCCGCACUGCAGGUUCGCACUGAAACCGGGACGCUUCGUCGCAAAGACACUGGAGAGCUUGUGUUCGCACCGCGGCGCGGGGGACGGCGCUGGCGGGCUGGGCGCAGGUUGGAGCGUUUAUCUCGACGGCUUUGAGAGUAGUCCGCUGGCGGUGCCGAGGGUGGUGCAACCUGAGGAUGAGGACGGGGAAGAAGGGGAGGAGAGGAAGCGCAGGAAGAUGGUCAAGGCGAGGUUUGGAGCGACGGGUGUGGCAGGCGAUGGACGUGCAGUCGAGAGCGCGUAUUUUGAGGUUGAUGAGAUGUUCCCCAGUGCGUGCAAAGGGAAAGGGAAGGAUGUGUUCCGGCCCACGAUUGGCGUGCGGUUGAUGGGCGCGCAUGUCUUUGCGGGGGUGCGUGCGAUGGCGGAGAAGAAGGGGGGCGGAGCUGUCGUCGAGAAGUUGCCGGGCUGGAUGCUCGGCGAGGAGGGCGUCACCAGCGGGAUCAUCAGGAAUCGGAAACUGCUCAGGAAGAUGGCCGAUGGGAAGUUUAGUAAAGCGUAAUAGGCGGGAUGCGGCUCCCCUCUGAUGUUCGUUCGUUCUAUAUUUCUAUGUGGGCGUGUUUUGCUUCUGUGUAUAUGCGGGUAGCUGGUGUUUGGUGGUUUUGGUGCUCUUGUAAUUUGUUUCCUUUGCUUGGUCACUUGUGUGUACGAUACGAUAGCGUGCGAGACGGGAAUGGCAGUAGGUAUUAUACUAUCAUAU
Tricharina praecox is the source of this 1654-nucleotide messenger RNA. Its product is annotated as centromere protein Chl4/mis15/CENP-N. Lineage: Eukaryota; Fungi; Ascomycota; Pezizomycetes; Pezizales; Pyronemataceae. Gene Ontology annotation, biological process: CENP-A containing chromatin assembly; chromosome segregation. The record is from RefSeq and is a predicted model, not a curated record. The transcript has 2 exons. The coding region runs from base 206 to 1456 and encodes 416 amino acids.